Molecule: messenger RNA, 4987 nt
Organism: Lymnaea stagnalis (great pond snail)
Lineage: Eukaryota; Metazoa; Mollusca; Gastropoda; Lymnaeidae
Source: the annotation of a GenBank genome assembly
UGUUUAAAUCGACGACAAUUUGUAUGGAAUCAUAACACUAAACUAACAUUUCUUUGUUAUUUGUGAGCAAAUAAAUAACUUGCCUUUAAAAAUUAAAUAUAUUCAAUAAUACUAAUUACGCCAUACAAUAAAAAUAAAAUUUUAUAAAUCAUGUUAUUUGUCUUGUUAUUUAUUGAUUAAAAUUAUUGUUCAGCUGUUUAAAAUAUUAAUUUAUAAUUUAUUUAAUAUUACAUAAUAAUAAUGAAAUGAUUACCAAUAUUAUUACUAAGUGCCCCAAUUAGUCAACCUAUAAUAUAAUUAUGUGUCAUUGUGAGUUACAGUAGCCAGUACUCAGUACCAAUGCCAAAAAACUUUAAAAAGCUCCUUAUUUAUUCUUGACUUCUUCUAAGACUCAACGGCUCAACGGGGUGCGAUGUGGAAUUUCAGGGGGUGGGUGUGUUAAGGUUUGUUGGGGGGGGGGGGUGUUCACGCCAUUGGCAAGAAAAGGGGAUUGAUAUUAAUAUAAUUUACAUUUAUGAUUAUACAGAGGAGUCGUAAGCUGAUAGUUUAUUUUAGUUUUAAACUUUAGCUUUAGUUAAUAAGACAUACUAAUAAUACUAAUAAGUAUAAGUCACAUUUUUUAAUUUCUACAGUUUUCUUUUAAAUAGGGGGGGGGGGGUGUUCACGCCAUUGGCAAGAAAAGGGGAUUGAUAUUAAUAUAAUUUACAUUUAUGAUUAUACAGAGGAGUCGUAAGCUGAUAGUUUAUUUUAGUUUUAAACUUUAGCUUUAGAUAAUAAGACAUACUAAUAAUACUAAUAAGUAUAAGUCACACUUUUUAAGUUCUACAGUUUUCUUUGCAAUCAUAUUGAUUCAAUGAUUGAAUCAAUUAGAAUUUUAUCAUUAUAAUUAUAAAUUAUUGUUUCCAAUUUGUGAAUGCAUAUAUAUUGAAUUGCUACUUUUGUAAGGGUGCAGACUUAGUUAAAGUUAAACAAUUAGUAUCGUGAUUGUGAGACUAGGCAAAUAUUUUUUUGCAGGUAUAUAAAAGUUUGGGAAACACUGAUCAAGUCUAUUCUAAAAUAUUAUAUUUAAACUUAAAUUAAGUUUAAGACUCAAGCAAUCUAAGCCUAUGUAGCAUGCAAUGCAAGUAUGUACUGUUCAGUAAGCAUAUAGUUAUAGAUUAUUAUACACUGAGACAUUUUUAAUUAAAUAGCCUACAUGUUUAUAAUCUUACAAUUUUUUUAAUACUUUAAAGCCACCUUUUAUUUUUUAUAUCAAUUCUUGCAACCCUCCCUUGAACAUAAAACCUAUAUUUAAAUGUGUCAUGACAAACCAGAUGAAAAACGUGGAAUUCUAAUCUAUAUAAAAUAUUUAAGUGCCACAAAAAAAGAAUAAAAGAAAAGUAAAAUUUGAAUAUUAGAAAUUUUCAAAUUGACAAGUUUAGGUCACCUUACUUGAUUUUUUUUCCAUCAACAUAAUAACGAUUACCAUGUUGUUUAUGAUACUUAAAUAAAAAAUAGUUUAAAAUUAGAUAGGAGGGGAGGGGGAGUUGAUAUAACCAUGGAUAUUUUUUUUUUAAUCAUUAAAUUGGAUUUUUCUUUGUUGCUGCAGAUAGAGUAAGAGGGAUAACAUUUGAGCCAAUGCACUGUGACUGUCUUAUUUACAUGAUUUUUCUAUCAGUGUACCACUGAAAACUUUAAUUGCCUUUGGCCUUCGAUUAGCCCCAACUGAUGAAUAGUAAAAAAAAAAAAAUUUAAAAAAGAACAGCAUCAUGUAUUAAUCGUGACAUAGAUUGUUAAGUCCUAUUAUAAGUUUUAAAUACAAUAAGAAAGCAGCGAAAUGUGUCGAUUAUACCAAAUACUCAGUUUGUCACAUAUGGGCAUACAACUACAAAGAUCAAGAAUGAUAACCACUCUUAGUAGUCUUAGUCAUUCCAGAAGAACAUUUAGUUAUUCUAAAAAUGUCAGUCAUAAACCUAUUCCAAGUUGGAUACCAUUACCUUCAUAUGCCAUUGAUGGGGACCUAAAAGUUCCAACCAAUCCAGAAAUAAAAACAAAAGAACAGAUCGGUCAAAUGAAACCAGCAUGCCAGCUUGCAGGAUCUAUUCUCAGAUAUGUUGGUGAUAACCUAAGGGUGUGUAUCAAAAUAGUGUUUAUAUUAAAAAAAAUUUAUUAAGCUUUUAACUCGUGAUUCAAUACACUAAUGGCCUGGAAGGCACCUCUAGAAUAAGUUAAAUUUUCUCAAACUUUUAUUUAAAAAAUGUAAGCCUACAUAUUGUAAUGUUUACUUUCCAUAUUUUUGUAUAGAUUGGUAUGUCAACUGAAGAAAUUGAUACAAUGGUUUAUUUAAAAUGCAUUGAAGCAGGUGCUUAUCCAUCUCCACUUCACUAUAAAGGCUUUCCAAAAAGUGUUUGUACAUCAGUUAAUAAUGUAGCAUGUCAUGGUGUUCCAGGAACCCUUACUUUAAACAAUGGAGACAUUAUAAACGUGGAUGUAACUGUAAGUGUGAGUGAAAGAAUAGUUUUUAGUAUUACAUAUUAUUUACUUUUUUAAGUUUAAGUUUCUUUGUUGAUUUAGUAAGAAUUAAAUGUUUAAGGAAAUGUUGUUUUUAAAGAUUCUUUUAUUAUUUUUUUUAAAAAUCAAACCUUCUUGCUUAUCUUACUCAAUAUGUUUCCUUAACUAUUACCUAAGAAAUGGUUUAUAGACAUUUUACUUGUACCUUGAACCUUUUUUUAAAUGUUCAUGUCAGGUAUUUUUCAAAGGCUAUCAUGGAGAUACAUCUCAAACGUUCUUAGUAGGGGAUGUUGAUGAAAGAAAUAAAGCCCUCGUUGAAGCAGCUGAACUCUGUCGUGAUGCUGGAAUAAAUGCUUGUCAUCAUGGAGCAUUGUUUUCUGACAUUGGAGAUUAUAUUUAGUGAGUUUUGGAACAUACCUCUGAAUAUUAAAAAAAUGUGAUAUGCUUAGAUGACACUUUUUUCUUUAUUUGGUACCGGUAGGCCGAGAUGUUAGUUAUUACUACACAAUUUUUUAAAUGUAAAUAUUGUAAAAGCACUUUUAAUUAUUAUUGCUCAGACAUAAAUUUGUUGUUUUUUUCUUUUUAACUGUGUUUAAUAAAAUAUCAAAAUACACAAACUAUAAUUGUAAAAAGUAGGUUGAAUCUUUGUUUAAAUCCAUAUUUUUUGUACAAUUAUUUCAGUUCAACAGCUUCUGAAGCUGGUUUUGAAGUAAUACCUUAUUUCUGUGGUCAUGGGAUAGGUGAAUACUUUCAUGGACCACCAGACAUAGUUCAUGUCCGUAAGUAUAGUAACAGUACUAGGUUUUAUCUGUAGGCAUAGAAAACAUAGAUUUUUAAAAUAUUUCUAAAACUAAAUAAAUAAAGUUGUCUCGAAUAAAAAAAUUUUAAAAAACAUUUCCCAUUGUGAAUUUUUCAUAAUGUCGUGCAAUGCUUAAAGGUAUCCCAUUACUUUACAUUGCACUAAAUUACCUGUCUGUAAUGGAUACAUCUCUGUUAGGACAGUGUUUGAAAGCUAGGUAAUAUACUAUCCAAUGUCCCUUUUUUAGGACCGGUAACAUCAUAUUGCAGUUCCUACUUAUAAUCUGUGCUUUUUCUCCUUCUGGGGGCAAUUUUCACUGCACACCUGGCUUCCUUUCACGGCACACCGGUGUGCCGUAGCACUAAGUUUGCGGAGCUCUGGUAUAAACUAUUGACAGUAGGAAUAGACCAAAUUUUUUUUUAUUACAUCAAAUAAUCUUUAAUUAGGUAAUAAGAAUGUUGACAUGCCUUCAAUAUAAUGAAAAAAAAAAAAACUAACAUUUCUUUAAAAGUUUAGUGCUGUUUCGGAAAAAUUACAGCUCUAAUAGGAUUAUUACUUUUUUGUGUCAACAGCAAGUGAUAAUGUUGGUCAAGAAAGAAUGCUCUCUGGCAUGACAUUUACUAUAGGUAAUUAAGUCCGUGCAAUUUAUUUAUUUUUUAUUGUUAAUUUUUAAUACCCGGGUAUUAGUAAUAUUAGUGUUCCUCCUGAAGCCAAUGUUAACUUUCCAGCUGUGUCCAUCUUGUUUCACAGAUGCCAAGCAGUCUGAGCUUGUAUGUUCUCAUUUCUUCCACCAUUUGGGCUGAUUUUCCUGUUUCAUACAUGUUUCUAAUCUUCCACCAGCCUAAGUUUUUACCUUUGAAAGGAGAGGCCUCUGCUUUGAGGCUUCCAGUAUAACAUGGCUUUGGCCACAAGGCUUCAUAACUCUUUUGGGAAAGAGCCCUCUCUUCUCAGGGCUGAAAUUUUUUGUUUCUUUUCUUCUUUUGUAACAAUGUGUUUUGUUUUACAGGUUUGGUAGCUGGCCUCAUGCACUCAGGCUUGGGGCUGGCCAUGGUAGCGUUAAGAGUAUUAGGGCCUACAAUUAGAAUUAGAAUCUGAUUGUUAGGAUCUUAAAGCUUUAAUUUCAAACACGCCUAUCAAUAAACAAACUUAAUUUAAAUGUCAUAACCCAUGAGAUUAUUUAUUAAGGCAAGCUUUUUUUUGUUUAAAUAUGGAACUACUGCUACUACACAUUUACAUUAAAGACAAUUUAAAUGUAAAUUGUAGUAGGUUUUUUUUUUUUUAACAAACUCAAUUUGGGAAGCAUUUCCUGUAUGUAUUUAAAAUUUGACAACAUGAAUUGACAGCGACUUUAUUAACAGAGCCCAUACUUUGUGAUGGAAGCCCUGAAAUCCAAGUACUUGAUGACGGCUGGACUGUGGUUACAAAAGAUGGAAGUAAUUCUGCACAGUUUGAACACACCAUCUUAGUCACUGAAAGCGGAUGUGAAAUUUUAACUGCUUAAGAAUUAGUACUUGUAGCUGUGUGUAAAAUAGAAAAAUCUGCCUUUGCAAUGCAUUGGAUAUUGAAUAAGAAAACUGUUAUAUCGCCAAUAAUGAAAUGUAUAAGAAUACCUGACUAUUCAGACAAAUGUAUAAAAUUUGGUAAUUGUUGGUGCUAUUCUGAAUUGUUUUAUAUUAUUACCGUACUUAUUAAAGAAUG